AUUUUUAGGAAGACUCAUUGCAGUUAUUUUUGGCGGGUAAUCCUAACUAAGCCACUAACUGCAUUUCAAACCUUAUCCCUCUAUUUUUCCAACUCGAAGUUGCUCAGCCAUGGUGUUUUCCUCUUCUUCAUUACUGUCAUUGCCCAUUUUACCCUCCACUUUCCAUGUCCUCCCAACCUCUGAUCCUCCGUACAAACUCCUCCAAACCCAUCCAUCUCUCACCCUACUCUCCAAAUGCAAAAGCAUGCAAAAUCUCAAACAAGUCCACGCCCACAUUAUCAAGAGUGGCCUUCACAAUACCCACUUCGCUCUGAGCAAGCUCGUUGAGUUUUGCGCCGUUUCGCCUUUCGGAGACCUCUCUUAUGCCCUCUUAGUCUUUCAAUCCAUCGAGAACCCCAAUCAGAUUAUAUGGAACACAAUUAUUCGAGGUUUUUCCUUGAGCUCUAAGCCAAUACAAGCUGUGGAAUUCUAUGUUCUGAUGCUUCUUUCUGGCGUGGAGCCGAAUUCUUAUACGUUCCCUUUUCUUUUGAAGUCUUGUGCGAAAUUCGCGGCGAGCCAUGAAGGGAAACAGAUCCAUGGACAUGUUUUGAAGCUUGGACUUGACUCUGAUGCCUUUGUGCACACUUCUCUUAUCAAUAUGUAUGCUCAAAACGGUGAAUUGGAUAAUGCACGUUUGGUGUUUGAUAAAAGUUCUUUCAGAGAUGUGGUUUCAUUUACGGCCUUGAUCACUGGUUAUGUUUCAAGGGGUUGUAUGGAUGAUGCUCGUCACCUUUUUGAUGAAAUUCCGGUAAGAGAUGUGGUGUCUUGGAAUGCUAUGAUUUCGGGUUAUGCUCAAAGCGGUCGGUUUGAAGAGGCAUUGGCUUUGUUUUCGGAGAUGCGGAAAGCAAAUGUCUCGCCCAAUGAGAGUACAAUGGUCGUGGUGCUUUCAGCUUGUGCUCAGUCGGGGUCUCUUGAAUUGGGCAAAUGGGUUGGGUCUUGGAUUGAGAACCGUGGACUUGGUUCAAAUCUUCGGCUUGUUAAUGGACUUAUUGAUAUGUACGCAAAGUGUGGUGCUUUGGACACAGCUCGAGGUUUAUUUGACGGUUUGCAGCAAAGGGAUGUAAUUUCAUGGAAUGUCAUGAUUGGUGGUUAUACACAUAAGAGCCACUACAAAGAAGCCUUGGCACUCUUUCGGUUAAUGCUACGAUCAAAUGCAGAUCCUAAUGAUGUCACAUUCUUAGGCAUUCUUCCAGCUUGUUCUCAUUUAGGAGCUCUUGACCUUGGCAAGUGGAUUCAUGCUUAUAUAGAUAAGAACUUUCAGAGUUUUACCAAUACCUCUCUCUGGACGAGUCUCAUUGACAUGUAUGCAAAAUGCGGAAACAUUGAGGCAGCAAAACAAGUCUUUAAUGGUAUGGAAGCCAAAAGCUUGGCUUCUUGGAAUGCAAUGAUAUCUGGCUUAGCCAUGCACGGGCAUGCACAUACAGCGCUCGAGCUUUUCUCGAAAAUGGCCGAUGAAGGAUUCAAACCGGAUGAAAUAACAUUUGUGGGAGUUUUAUCUGCUUGUAACCAUGGUGGUCUUGUAGACCUUGGACGCCAGUAUUUUAGUUCCAUGAUCACAGAUUACCAUAUUUCAGCACAAUUGCAACACUAUGGAUGCAUGAUAGAUCUUCUAGGCCGAGCCGGAUUAUUUAAUGAAGCAGAGGCCCUAAUGAAUAGCAUGGAAAUGAAGCCAGAUGGCGCUGUCUGGGGUUCUCUUCUUGGAGCUUGUAGGAUCCACAGGCGUGUGGAGCUGGGUGAACUUGUUGCCAAACAUCUGUUUGAAUUGGAGCCUGAAAAUGCUGGGGCUUAUGUGCUGCUAUCUAACAUCUAUGCAGGAUAA
Messenger RNA from Prunus avium (sweet cherry), 1858 nucleotides. Lineage: Eukaryota; Viridiplantae; Streptophyta; Magnoliopsida; Rosales; Rosaceae. The record is from RefSeq and is a predicted model, not a curated record.